UUUACCUCUCAAAAUAUCUACAUUAUCAUCCCUUACUCAAAAACAACAACGAUGUCUGUUGCAGAGGUCUUUGAGACGGUUGACAAGAACAAAGAUGGAAAAAUCUCGUUGGACGAAUUUGCCGAAGCAAUGCGUGCCUUUAAUCUUUCAAUAACAUCUGAAGAACUUGAGAAUAUGUUUAGAGUGCUUGACAUGGAUGGUGAUGGUCAAAUUGAUGCUGAUGAAUUUGUUUUGGGUUUGGAGCUAGAAAAUGUUAAUGUUGAAACUACUCUGAAACAAGCUUUUGAUUCAUAUGAUAUGAAUGGUGUCGGGAAGAUAUCGGCGAGUGAUAUUCAUUUUGUGUUGAACCGACAAGGAGAAAAGCAUACAAUGGAAGAAUGUGUUGUUAUGGUUCAAGCUGUUGAUGCAGACGGGGAUGGUUUUAUUGACUUUGAAAAGUUUAAAACUAUGAUGAUGGUGUAAGAAAGAGCCUAUAUACUUACACAAUUUCUAAACCCAUAUAAGUAGCUCAAAAUUAAACUAAUCAUCUAAUUAAUAUUAAAUUA
Molecule: messenger RNA, 545 nt
Organism: Camelina sativa (false flax)
Lineage: Eukaryota; Viridiplantae; Streptophyta; Magnoliopsida; Brassicales; Brassicaceae
Source: RefSeq, a predicted model, not a curated record